AUGUUAUCAUUGGCUGGGUGGUCAGUUCUCAUUCAAGCUUCCUUGGCGGCCAUACCGUCAUAUGUCAUGCAAUGUGCUUAUCUUCCAGGCAAGAUUUUGGAUGGAGUAGAUAGAGUUAAUCGGAAUUUCCUUUGGGGAUCUUCAGAUUCAGCCAAGAAAGUGAAUUGGGUUGGAUGGGAUAAGGUGACAAAGUCAAAGGAGGAAAGGGGUCUUAGGUUGCAUUCAGCUAAGGGUAGGAAUAUUGCUCUUUUGGCUAAGCUGAAUUGGAGAUUCCAAAUUGAAUCUGAGGCUCUUUGGGUUAAGGUGUUGAAGAUGAAAUAUUCAAUAAAGAGAGGUAGAGAUAUUUUCAACAAGGGGAGUAGGUGGCUGGUGGGGAAGGAUAGUGGUUUAAAUGUGUGGCAUAGUAAUUGGACAAAUGGGGGUUCACUUAGAAAGCUUAUUCACGGUCCCAUUACCCAAGAAGCUAGCUUUCUUGAAGUUAAGGAUAUUAUGUUAGACACGGGUUGGGAUUGGGGGAAAAUUCCUUUUGAGAUCUCUCUUGAAAUUAAAAGGAUGAUUCAAGCCAUUCCGGUGACAAUCUUGAGUAGAGGAGCUGGUAAGUUGAUUUGGGCUGGUUCUCCUCAAGGCACUUUUGAUUUGAGAAGUGCUUAUAGGCUUGCAAUGGGGAACAAUAUGGUUUUCAAUAAGAAGAACAGGAACUCGAGCCUUGCUUUGGAGAUUGUAAGGCAAGCAUUGGAGUAUUAUCAUUGCGUUGCUUCCCCAAGGCUACAAACUUGUAAAGUGCUGAAGGGAAUACGAUGGGAGAGACUGCCACAAGGCUGGAUGAAGCUGAACACUGAUGGUUCGGCCAAUGGGAAUCCCGGGUUGGCAGGGUGUGGGGGUGUGAUUAGAAAUGAUGCAGGGCAAUGGGUUGUUGGUUUUAGCAAGUGUAUCGACAUCACCAGUAGCUUUGUUGCAGAAUUAUGGGGGCUUAGGGAGGGUCUUAUCUUGUGUUGCAAUCUUUAUAUUACUUCUCUUGAGAUUGAGCUUGAUGCCAAAGUUAUUGUGGACAUUUUGAACAAGCCAGCCUAUGUAAAUAAUAUUAUUUCUCCUAUUUUGGAUGACUGUAGGUUGUUGGCUUCCCGCAUUCCUCAGAUUCGUGUUAAGCAUUGCUUUCGCCAAGCAAAUAGAUGUGCGGAUAGCCUUGCCAGAAUGAGUGUUAGUUUAGAUAGUGUUUUUUCUUCUUUUCAUAGUUCGCCUGUGGACUUGUUGGAUGUGUUUGAGGAUGAUUUCAAUGGGGUGAAUGUUAACAAGCUUUGUCCUGAACCUGAUGUCCCUCUAUAG
Messenger RNA from Quercus robur (English oak), 1323 nucleotides. RefSeq lists its product as uncharacterized. The transcript has 3 exons. The coding region runs from base 1 to 1323 and encodes 440 amino acids. Gene Ontology annotation, molecular function: nucleic acid binding; RNA-DNA hybrid ribonuclease activity. Lineage: Eukaryota; Viridiplantae; Streptophyta; Magnoliopsida; Fagales; Fagaceae. The record is from RefSeq and is a predicted model, not a curated record.